AUGGCUGAAAGGACUCCGUCUCGGAACUCCUUUCGCCCCCGCGCUUGUGACAACUGCCGCGUUCGAAAGAUAAAAUGCGACAAGGCCACUCCCUGCUCCAGCUGUGGUGCGUUGGAUAUUCCCUGUAAAACCGCCGGGGUUGCCACGGGUGUCUCUGAGCCCCAACGCGCUGCGCCCAGCCAGUACGAGAACAAGAUUGAUGCAAUCCAAGAGCAGCUCCUUGUGAUUCAGCAGGCUCUUAGGGAUGUCAAUCAAUCCGCGUCCCCUGCCCCAACUCACCCGGUGCCUCGCCCUGUACCAUCCGCCGAUCCUGUCCCUCCAUUCGAAGGCCAGUCCUCCUUUCAUCAUGAAUCUAUUCUUGCAAAAGAUGCUGCAUUUUCUGCCGUGGCUGGUGCGCAGGGGAGGAGGCUUGAUGAUCACGUCUCAGCUGCUCUCUCUUCCUUGACUCACAGCCUCGAUCGAAAUACAGCCGUCUCGCAAGACGAUGCAGCGCGAGACAAGACGUCGGCAUCUCCGCUAUCUAAAGAGGAACUGCUUCCAGUUGACCUUGCGGUAUCGGUAGUCAAGGCUGUGAAAGCUCAACCCCCUUUUUUCUUGGUCAGCCACUCCUGGAGAGAUCUACUUCAAAUCGAGAUGCUGUGUCAAUCACUCUACUUUCCUCUUCAGCCCGUUCCUGCAGGCUCAGUGACUCUUUUUCAUGGACUCUUCUUUUAUAUCAUUCGUGAUUAUCUACACCAAGGACAUCCAGAUCUAACUCACUACAACCUUGCCGCGAGUGUCGAAUUUUGCGAGCGUCACUUCUUCGAUGGCCUCAACAGUUAUGAAAUGAUGACGGCACCUACCUUGGAAAAGGUGCAAGCCUUACUGAUAGGGAUCAUCAAAGCGCAAGAAGAAUUUGACAUUCAACGUUGUUGGACCUACCUAUCACUUGCCUUCAACAUGUGCCAGACCUUGGGUUUCCACAGGAGUUCGACGUUGAAAGACGACGAGUCUCCCGCUGCAGAAGCAAAACGACAUGUCUUCUGGUCUUUAUAUACGAUCGACAAGAACAUUUCACUAAACAUUGGCUUCAGUUCACAUUUCCAAGACCACGAUAUCGACGCCGAUCUUUUUAAGCCAUCGAAUAAACCCAGUCAGCGCCCGUGGGACUUGAUGGCCAUUGUAACCGUGGAGUUUGCCGCCAUCCAAGGACGCGUCUUUGAUCAACUAUACUCGGUGGGAGCAAUGAACGAAACAGAUGACAAACGAGCACGCGCUGUACAGCAGUUGUCACUCGAUUUGAUUGCCGUUCGCGACAGGCUUGUUGCAAUCGAUGUUAGUUCCGGUUUAUAUGCCGAUUCCUUACACGGAAUGGCAGCCUGUGCCGACUUCAUCGCCUACUCAGUAAUGACAGUGAUCUACCGGGCCCAGUCACGGCCCACCGACGCCAUGGCUGUAUCGUCCCAAUGCUACGAAGCCGCCCGACUAGCUCUGGACAGUCACCUGAAAUGUUUCGGCUUUUUCCGUGACCGUCAGACACACAAACAAAUGGAAUACGUCAAUUGGAUCCUACUUUACCCUUCCUUCGCCCCAUUCGUCAUUGUCUUCACUCACGCCAUCGCCACCUCCAGCUCAACCGAUCUCUCUUUGCUACAAGACACUGUCAAAUCCCUAGACCUGAUCAAAGGCCUCUCUCGUGGCUCGAUGCACCUGUUCGCUAUCUGCGAGGCGUUCGCAAAGACCGCACAAGUUCUCGUCGACGCGCGCCAGACUGUGACGGGUCUCGAACAUCAUCAAGACGGGUCCCUCUUUAUCCCAGCUACCACCGACGGCCCUGGGAACAUCGCGUUACCCGAUUUCCCAUGGCCUGAGAACACGUUCGACUCAUCUAUGAACCAGGAAGAUAUUUCUCUAUUCUUGAACGAUUUUAUCGGUACAGGGCGAUCCGUGAUGGAAAUGCUAAACUCGAAUUCCUUGAAUGAUUCUUUUCGGUGA
Aspergillus affinis is the source of this 1974-nucleotide messenger RNA. RefSeq names its product transcription factor domain-containing protein. Gene Ontology annotation, biological process: DNA-templated transcription; regulation of DNA-templated transcription. The coding region runs from base 1 to 1974 and encodes 657 amino acids. Gene Ontology annotation, molecular function: DNA-binding transcription factor activity, RNA polymerase II-specific; DNA binding; zinc ion binding. The transcript is spliced from 8 exons. Lineage: Eukaryota; Fungi; Ascomycota; Eurotiomycetes; Eurotiales; Aspergillaceae. The record is from RefSeq and is a predicted model, not a curated record.